AUAUCUACUACUCUUACCACAGAUGAUAAUGCACAUAUUUUAGAAAAAAUAUCAAGUUGGGAAAAUAAUGUUAAUUUUAAUUAUGUAUUUCAUCAAUAUAUAAGUUCAAUGUGGGAGCUACCAGAAAUAGGUAAUUUUCUGGCUAUUAUAUUUAAAAAACUUGAUCUUGAUAUUAUUAACCAAGGUGAAAUUGAAAGAAUGUUUUUAAUGCCUAAAGAAUCUACAACUAUGGAUAAAGUUAUGAGUACUCUUUUGGGUUCAUUCAAAACAACCAAGAGUAGGCAAUUAAUGCCAUAUAAGGUUUGGUCUAAAAAACUUUCAAAGAAAGUAUCAGAUUGGUGUAGAGUAUACCAUGCAAAUAACCAAAAUAAAGUCAUUGCACUGGAUUUAUUGGGUAUCCAUCCAGAUUUUUGGACUGUUGUUAAUGAAAAAAAUCCUUUAAUUGAAAAAAACUACAGUGAACUCUCGUAUUUUAUAAAAGUUUGGCUUGUAAAAGGACUUUGUGAUUAUAUUACUAUUAAAUUUAAAACUAUCAAUGAUAUUGUAACCAAUUGUAAUGCAAGACAAUGUACAAUAUGGAAGAACGAUUUGGAAACUGAGGAAUAUUUCUUUUUUGAUUCAAUGCCAGAUUUAAGGAUAUAUUAUUAUAACAUUCCAUAUGAUGAACCAUGUCUUGAAUUUCUCGAAUCAGUAAAAACUGGUAAUGAAUUAGUAAAAUUUGAAGAUAAACUAACUAUGAAUGGUUUUUCUGAGGAUUUUCAUAUGAUACAAAAAAGAAAACAUUUUAAGCUUAUUGCUGAUUCGGUAGAAAGUCUUCGGGAUUUUGUUUAUGAAUUGAAUACAGAUGGAAAAUCAGUUCCUGAAAAUUUAAUAAGCUCUCUAGAGAAUUUUAUUGUUAAUAUUGAACCGGAAGAAUAUAAUUACAUUGCCAUGAACAAUGAUUCUAAAAUACAAUUAUUUAAGGACUGGUUAUCAUAUAUGGAUAAAGAUAAUAUAUCAGUUUCGGAAGAAAAAGAUUCUAAGUCAAUAGCUAAAACUAAAAAUGAAGAAUUAAUUAUUGCUGAGAAACGUCAAAGAAAAUUAAUUGUUCACCAAAAUGUUGAUAAAAAUGAUUCUGAUGAAUAUGUUAGUGAAAAUGAUAUAUCUUUAUCUGAUUUUACUGAUUCCGAAGAUGAAUGGGGUGCUAUGAAUCAGCCUAAAUUUAAAGUCAAACAACCACAGCAAGCACCUUCUAAACUUGUUCUUGAACUAGAAAAGCAAGUAACAGGAGUAAAUAAAAAGCUAAAAGUCGGUACUAAUAACCUGUUGAAUACUAAUCAAAGUGAUGAAAGAAAUCAACAAAAUAUAAGAUUGGUUUCUUCAAAAAAUGUAUCAGUUUUGAAAGAGAAAGAUUCAAAGUCAACAGAUCAAGGUAAAAAUGAAGAAUUAAUUAUUGCUGAGAAACGUCAAAGAAAAUUAAUUGUUCACCAAAAUGUUGAUACAAAUGAUUCUGAUGAAUAUGUUAGUGAAAAUGAUAAAUCCUUAUCUGAUUUUACUGAUUCCGAAGAUGAAUGGGGUGCUAUAAAUCAGCCUAAAUUUAAAGUCAAACAACCACAGCAGACCCCUUCUAAACUUCUUCUUGAACUAGAAAAGCGAGUAACAGAAGCUGGGAAAAUGUUAAAAUAUGAUACUAAUCAAAGUGAUGUAAAGCAAUUGAGAUAUGAAGAUAAAAUUUCAAAACGUACACAUAAAAUGUGUAAGACUAAUAGUAAAGAUAAAUCUAUCAAAUCAGUUAAAUUACUGAAGACUCAAAAUGAAGGGAAAAUAUGUAGUAAUAAUACCAAUACAUUACCAUUAGUUAAGGGUAAUAAUAAAGACAAACAACCUCUACAAACAGCUCCUAAACAUAUUAAACUACAAAAGCAAUUAAGGGAAGAAAAUACUACUUUAAAAAGCAGAUCAAUUAAAGGGUUUGAUAGAAAAGAUAAAAAUAUCAAAGCAUUUGAAUUACUAAAAACUCAAAAUGAAGGGAAAAUAUGUAGUAAUAAUACCAAUACAUUACCAUUAGUUAAGGGUAAUAAUAAAGACAAACAACCUCUACAAACACCUAAACAUAUUAGACUACAAAAACAAUUAAGGGAAGAAAAUACUACUUUAAUACACGGAUCCUUAUCUGAUUCUACUGAUUCCAAAGAUGAAUGGGGUGCUAUGAAUCAGCCUAAAUUUAAAGUCAAACAACCACAGCAGACACCUUCUAAACUUUUUCUUGAACUAGAAAAGCAAGUAACAGGGGUAAAUAAAAAGCUAAAAGUCGAUACUAAUAACCUGUUAAAUACUAAUCAAAGUGAUGAAAGAAAUCAACAAAAUAUAACAUUGGUUUCUUCAAAAAAUGUAUCAGUUUUGAAAGAGAAAGAUUCAAAGUCAACAGAUCAAGCUAAAAAUGAAGAAUUAAUUAUUGCUGAGAAACGUCAAAGAAAAUUAAUUGUUCACCAAAAUGUUGAUACAAAUGAUUCUGAUGAAUAUGUUAGUGAAAAUGAUAAAUCCUUAUCUGAUUUUACUGAUUCCGAAGAUGAAUGGGGUGCUAUAAAUCAGCCUAAAUUUAAAGUCAAACAACCACAGCAGACACCUUCUAAACUUUUUCUUGAACUAGAAAAGCAAGUAACAGGAGUAAAUAAUAAGCUAAAAGUCGAUACUAAUAACCUGUUAAAUACUAAUCAAAGUGAUGAAAGAAAUCAACAAAAUAUAACAUUGGUUUCUUCAAAAAUGUAUCACUUUUGA
Messenger RNA from Acyrthosiphon pisum (pea aphid), 2757 nucleotides. RefSeq lists its product as uncharacterized. Bases 109 to 2757 code for a protein of 882 amino acids. Lineage: Eukaryota; Metazoa; Arthropoda; Insecta; Hemiptera; Aphididae. The transcript is spliced from 9 exons. The record is from RefSeq and is a predicted model, not a curated record.